AUGAUUCUGUCAUUCGAUGAGAUCACCAAAUGGUUUGGUGUGACAUUGUUUGAGAUAUUCAUGGUUUUAGUGUCGCUCCUAAUCUAUUCAAUACUACUGGUGCUGAAGAUAGACACCUCGUUGGGGGACGAGUGGCUGUGCUGGUGGUCAGUGCACUCGCCUCUGUUCGUGUGCGACGCCCUCCUCAGCUAUUUCUGUAUAAUUGUGUUCAUCCGCCAGUAUUUGGACGGCAAAUACAAAAUGGCAUUAUUUAGAGCUGUUUGGAGUGUCAAUCAAAUACUACUCUUGUUUUUAUCAAAACUGUUGCUCUGUUUCAAACUCGAG
This is a messenger RNA of Oppiella nova, 324 nucleotides long. NCBI's taxonomy places the organism in Eukaryota, Metazoa, Arthropoda, Arachnida, Sarcoptiformes, Oppiidae. The record is from the annotation of a GenBank genome assembly.